Talaromyces proteolyticus is the source of this 1793-nucleotide messenger RNA. Its product is annotated as putative MFS monosaccharide transporter. NCBI's taxonomy places the organism in Eukaryota, Fungi, Ascomycota, Eurotiomycetes, Eurotiales, Trichocomaceae. Bases 135 to 1721 code for a protein of 528 amino acids. Gene Ontology annotation, biological process: transmembrane transport; carbohydrate transport. The record is from RefSeq and is a predicted model, not a curated record. The transcript has 3 exons. Gene Ontology annotation, cellular component: membrane. Gene Ontology annotation, molecular function: carbohydrate:proton symporter activity.
CUCGGCCUAUCCUCUCGUUGAUCGCGUUCAAUGUCUUUCUUUAAUACUGGGUGGUAGUAAUUGCAACCAGACCUGUCGAUGCAUACAUUCUUUUCAUUACGUGACUUGAACAACCAGCCCAGAUAGGCAAGGCAAUGGACGGGAAGCCAUCAACAGCCUCAUCGCACUCCAGCGACACGGAAAAAGACAUCUCGUCCGAUAAGAGUCUCGUCCGAAUUGUCAAGGAAAACGAGAAUGCGCAGCCAGCGCUAUGGACGCCGCGAAUGUUCCGGCUCUAUGCGAUCCUGUCGCUUGGAUACUUGUGUAUUGUUUUGCAGGGGUACGAUGGCUCCCUAAUGGGCGCCAUCAAUGCCAUGCCUCAAUACCAACACUAUUUCGGACUCAAAUCUGCUAGUCCAUCCACUGGUCUGGUGUUCGCCAUCUUCAACAUUGGAAGCCUAGCGGCUUUUCCAUUUUCCGGCCCGGUAAAUGACCAUCUCGGGCGACGAUGUGGCAUUUUUGUCGGUUGCUGCUUCGUCAUCAUCGGCACCUGUGUUCAGGCGCCAGCCACUUCACAAGCCAUGUUUCUAGGGGGGCGUUUCUUGUGCGGAUUUGGCCAGGGCUUCGCAAACGUAUCAGCUCCCACCUAUGUAUCGGAAAUGGCUCACCCUCGCUGGCGAGGACCGCUUUCGGGUUUGCUGCAGACUAAUUUCUACGUCGGAAGUAUUGUGGCCUCAUGGGUCACAUAUGGCACCGCAUUUCUUGACGGAGAAAGCUCGUUUCGACUUCCACUCUGGCUUCAACUCGUCAGCUCGGGAAUUGUAGCCAUGGGCAUAUGGUUUAGCCCAGAAUCUCCUCGUUGGCUGAUGGCACAUAACCGACGUGAUGAAGCCGAGCGUGUGUUGGCUCGGCUCCAUGGCGAUGGUUUCGUUGGUCACGCUGAUGUCCAACUUCAACUUGCUGAGAUGGACAACCAGAUUUCCACAGCUGGCUCCGAUAAGCGUUGGUGGGAUUAUAAAGAGUUGUUUAACACUCGAUCAGCCCGUCGCCGCAUGAUUUGUGUUGUGGGAAUGUCAUGGUUUGGCCAGUAUUCCGGCAAUGCUCUCGUUAGCUACUACUUUCCGGUGAUUAUUGAGCAGACAGGCAUUACAAACCCUCACACCCAACUUCUAUUGAAUGCUUUGAACCCAGUUAUUUCUUGGAUUGCCGCGAUUUUAGGCGCAUUACUCUUGGAUCGCGUGGGUCGAAGGCCAUUCCUAUUGAGUGGCGUGCUGGGCAUGUCCAUGUGCUUAGCUGUCGUGACUGGAUGUACAAAACUCUCCGUCGACGAGACGAAUCAAGCCGCCGGGCAUGCUGGUAUAUUCUUUAUCUAUCUUUUUAGUGCCAUUUUUGCAUUGUGUCUAGUACCACUUCUGUCUUUCUACGUCGCAGAAACAUUACCUACGGAAACCCGUGCAAAAGGGACAGCUAUUGGCCAAGUCGUUGGAUCUGCAGCAUCCAUAUUGGGCCAAUACACGACAGCGGCCGCCAUCGCAUCCAUUGGGUAUUACUAUUACCUGGUCUUUAUUUUCUGGGAUUUGGUCGAAUUUACGAUUAUUUACUUCUUUUUCGUUGAGACAAAAGAGCGGACUCUUGAAGAACUGGCUGAGAUUUUUGAGGCACCUAACCCCGUCAAAAAAUCCCUAGAGAAAAGAUCACUGCAGACUGUAAGGCGGACUAUUGGGACCGAAAAUCCAGACUAGCCCGAGAUGAUAUUCCAAGACUAGCUUAGAUAUUACAAUAAAAUCGGGCCAUUUUGAGAAUCGCCAUGAUCC